ACAAAGCGUUGGGUUAAUGUAAGGGCCACGUCAAAUGAUCAAGUCUAUUUGGGCUCUCUUUCCCUCUACCCAAAAUUUGUUUCCUUCCACCAUUAAAACUACUCUAAAUUCUAUCAUUUAAAGCAACAUCAUAUUCAUCAUUAUAAUUUCAACAAAUUCCAUCUCGUCUAAUCUAAUUUCAAUCAAAUUUAACCUAGAUUCCCAAUUUUCUUGACAAAAUCCAAUUAAUUUGCAGUUACUUAUGAUUUCUUUUUCUGGAAAUAAAAUCAGCAGAAGCUGAAGACGAAAGCACAGAAGUAAUCAUUGACUCCUAUGGUUGUUCAUCGAAUUUAAUUGAAUUAUUCAUGGAAGAUAAUUUCGAACCUUCUUCGUCAGUUGAGAGCAGCAAUUUUCGAUACCCUAAGAUUGAACUCCAUGAUUAUGAACCUCGCGCGUUUCCUACGCUGGUUAAAGAGGAUGAGAGAUGUGUAAAAAACUGCGAGAAUGGAGUAGCUGAUGAAGUAGGGGAAGAAGAGAAGAGAGAGACAGUGCAUUCUGAAAUAAAGUCUUCUUCAGAUCCCGAGAUGAAUGAUGAUGUCAUACACAAUGCAGUCACUGGCCAUAAGAAGCAUGGCAAAAUCUUCAUUUAUGAUGCCCCUGUUUCUGAGGAAACUGGGUUUUGGAUUCCUGUCUCUGUCCCUCCUCUACCGGAAAGUGAACAUGAAAAAUGGGCUUCGAAUCCUUCUUUAAAUGGGGGCUACUUGCCCGACACAGAUAUGGAUUGGGAUCAUUUUAUUGGAGAAAAUAAGGAGCUAACAAUGUGGGAUGUGGUUAUGGAGAUGAUGAUUGUGGCUGGUGGGAAGGUGAAGGCAAUUGCUUCUGGGGACUUUCAUCAAAGACAACUCUCCUGGAUAACAUCUAACUUUCUGGAGCAAGCAUGGAAGGAAAUGGCUCAAACUCUCACUGAGGCAACCAUAGUGAACGUGCAGGAGAUUUUGGAGACAGAGCCUCCACGUUGGCUUCCUGACAGUUCUGCAUCAGCCUGCAUGCUUUGUAGUGUUCGUUUUCAUCCUAUUAUGUGCUCCAGGCAUCACUGUCGCUUUUGUGGGGGAGUGUUCUGCAAUGAAUGCUCAAAGGGGAGGAGCCUAUUGCCUGUGAAGUUCCGUACUUCAGAUCCACAACGAGUCUGUGAUGUGUGCGGUGUGCGUUUGGAGUCUGUGCAGGGGUAUUUGAUGGACCAAGUUAGUCGUGCUGCACAGUUGCCAACCCAUGAUUUGACAGAUCUCAGUACCUUGAGAUCUUGGCUUAAUUUCCCUUGGGGCCAGUCCAUGGAAUAUGAGAUUUACAAGGCAACAAAUGCACUCAAAAGCUAUAACAAGAUGGGCUCUAUGUCAAAUGAAAAGUGCAUCCCGGAUGCUAUUUUGAAGCAGGCAAAAGGCCUUGCCAUUCUCACUGUCGCCAAAGUUGGUACUGUCAUGACUUACAAAGUAGGUACUGGGCUGGUUGUUGCUCGAAGGAAAGAUGGUUCUUGGUCAGCUCCUUCUGCCAUUGCUUCAUUUGGCUUGGGUUGGGGAGUUCAGGUAGGAGGACAAUGUACAGAUUUUAUAAUUGUGUUGAGAACUAGUGAAGCUGUCAAGAUGUUUGGAGGAAAUAUGCACAUAUCUUUUGGUGCUGGAAUGAGUGCAUCUGCUGGUGUUGUGGGAAGGUCCGCAGAAGCAGAUAUACGUGCUGGGGAUGGAGGUGUAGCAGCAUGUUAUACAUAUAGCUGCAGUAAAGGUGCAUUUGUUGGUUGUUCCCUUGAGAGUAAUAUAGUUACAGCUCGCCAUAAAGAAAAUUCCAGAUUUUAUGGCAAUUCAUCUCUGAAGGCGUCUGACAUUUUGCUUGGAUCAUUGCCACGACCUCCUGCUGCUGCUAUCCUCUAUGAUGCACUAACAGAUUUAUAUCAGAAAUUGGAGGGAUGAAGGUCUGAAGCAUUUGUAUAUAUUGGCUUCGUCCCAAGCUUGGGUCUCAACUGUGGAUUCUGUCAGCCUCCUUAUUCUUCAAGUUACGCCAUCUCAUUGAUUUAAUUAUUCUAAAAAGGCACUUAACGGAGUAUACAAUUGUACAGCAAAAUUUACAAAUAUUGAUUUGUGUUUACGGUUAAUAAUCAUUAAAAUUAGAAAGUUUUUCGAAACAAUCUGAUUGUAAAUAUUAACAUUAAUUGUUGAAAUGUUGAAAUUGCCUAAGCUUUGCGUCUUCCCCUGCCUUAAU
Messenger RNA from Chenopodium quinoa (quinoa), 2229 nucleotides. RefSeq lists its product as uncharacterized. The coding region runs from base 345 to 1940 and encodes 531 amino acids. Gene Ontology annotation, molecular function: phosphatidylinositol binding; metal ion binding. NCBI's taxonomy places the organism in Eukaryota, Viridiplantae, Streptophyta, Magnoliopsida, Caryophyllales, Amaranthaceae. The record is from RefSeq and is a predicted model, not a curated record. The transcript has 5 exons.